AUGGACCGUCACCUGGUGAUGCACCAGCUGCGGUGUAACGGUGUGCUGGAAGGCAUCCGGAUUUGUAGGAAGGGGUUCCCAAGCAGAAUCCUAUACGCUGCCUUUAAACAAAGAUACCAAAUCCUGAAUGCCUCAGCCAUCCCCGAAGACCGGUUCACUGACAAUAAGAAUGCUUCAGAAAAGCUUCUCUCCUCCAUUGAUGUCGAUCACAGUCAGUACAGAUUUGGCCACUGUAAGGUAUUCUUCAACGGUGGUCUCCUGGGACUGCUGGAGGAGAUGCGAGAUGAGAAGCUUGUGAGCCUCAUCACCCAUACGCAGGCUGUGUGCAGAGGGUACCUUAUGUGUGUAGAAUUCAAGAAGAUGUGUGAGAGAAGGGAAUCCAUCUACACUCUGCAAUGCAAGAUUCGCUCAUUCAUGAAUGUCAAGCACUGGCCCUGGAUGAAGCUGUACUUCAAGAUCAAGCCCUUGCUGAAGAGUGCUGAAGCUGAGAAGGAGAUGGCCAACAUGAAGGAAGAGUUUGAGAAAACGAAGGAGGAUCUUCCUAAGUCUGAGGCAAAGAGGAAAGAACUGGAGGAGAAAAUGGUGACCCUGCUGCAAGAGAAAAACGACCUGCAGCUCCAAGUGCAGACUGAGUAUCUGGGUGAAGUUUAG
Molecule: messenger RNA, 651 nt
Organism: Chelonia mydas (Green sea turtle)
Lineage: Eukaryota; Metazoa; Chordata; Testudines; Cheloniidae
Product: myosin-4-like
Exons: 5
Coding region: 1-651 (216 amino acids)
Biological process (GO): vesicle transport along actin filament; actin filament organization
Cellular component (GO): actin cytoskeleton; vesicle; myosin complex
Molecular function (GO): actin filament binding; microfilament motor activity; ATP binding
Source: RefSeq, a predicted model, not a curated record